Messenger RNA from Akanthomyces muscarius, 543 nucleotides. RefSeq lists its product as uncharacterized. The coding region runs from base 1 to 543 and encodes 180 amino acids. The record is from RefSeq and is a predicted model, not a curated record. Lineage: Eukaryota; Fungi; Ascomycota; Sordariomycetes; Hypocreales; Cordycipitaceae. The transcript has 4 exons.
AUGCAGUCAAGGGCGCUGGAGAAACCCGCACGAGCAAACUACGAUCAACUCCUAGGCGCCAUGCCCGACGCCGGAGUUGCGCAAGAAACAGUGCGGGCGACCACGGGUGCGCCUGUGGCGCUGCCAUCGCAUUCGUUGAUGCCACGCGCGCCCGACUUUCCCACUUGGGCGAACAGGUCGUACGCGGGACCUCUCACAACAAUUUCCACUCCGUCUUCUACCUGCACUGAGAUUCAGGCGGUAGCGACAUGGACAGGCAGCGCUGAUCCGUGGACGGUGAUCCUCAGCUACGCUGGAUACUGGAAGGGCGCAACCGAUGGGAGGAAAGACAACUGCCUUUCCACCCGCUUCGACGAAGUGAACCGAGACGGAGUAUUGCCCGUCUUCUCUCCUGGACCUGGCUGCCCCUUGGGCUAUGGAUCCGUAUGUGCCAUUGUCGCUCCCGGCGCCGCUAUCACUGCAGGCUCUGCGGUGCAGGUGUAUGCCCGUAGACAAGACCGCCGUGGGAUGUUGCCCAAUGGGCUAAACCUGCGACAGUUUUAG